Molecule: messenger RNA, 4619 nt
Organism: Amphiprion ocellaris (clown anemonefish)
Lineage: Eukaryota; Metazoa; Chordata; Actinopteri; Pomacentridae
Gene: slc45a1
Product: solute carrier family 45 member 1
Exons: 9
Coding region: 214-2655 (813 amino acids)
Biological process (GO): transmembrane transport
Cellular component (GO): membrane
Molecular function (GO): sucrose:proton symporter activity
Source: RefSeq, a predicted model, not a curated record
AGAGGAUGAGAGGGGGAAGGAGAAGGGACGGAGGAGAGAGCUGGGGGGAUGACUGCAUCAAAGGAAAACAAGAAAAAAAAAACCAAACCCAGUCAUGACUCCUGUAAUGCAUACUAGUUUUUUUAUACAUCAUAAUGCUCGCUCUGUUUACCUACACAGUAUGCCGCAAUAAAUGACGAGUCGCCCCGAGAAGUGUACGCUGGCUUGACAGAGAUGUCAUCUCCAGGCAUGGGCACCCCCAGUGACCCCCUCUUGGCCAGUCCAGGAGGGAGGUUAUCCACAGCUCAGGAAGGCAUCUGGAGGAGCUCACUCCCCAAAACUGCCAGCUUCCCAACGUCCACCACUCGGCACCUCAGUCACCGAGCAAACAACUUCCAAAGACAGCCAAAGCGCAGGAAGCUGAUACGACCUUCACCGCCUCCGCCGCCCAACACGCCCUGUCCUCUGGACCAGCUGGACCUCAGUGAGCUUCCCCCGAGACGUACCUUCCAAGAGCUGCUCUUCAACGGCUGCAUCCUGUUCGGUAUUGAAUUUAGCUACGCCAUGGAAACUGCUUAUGUGACUCCUGUGCUCCUGCAGAUGGGCCUACCUGAUCAGUUCUACAGCUUGGUGUGGUUUAUUAGCCCCAUUCUCGGAUUCCUCGUACAGCCUCUCAUAGGAGCAUGGAGUGAUCGUUGCACAUCCCGCUUUGGGCGAAGGAGACCGUUUAUUUUUGCUUUGGCUAUAGGGGCCUUGGUUGGCUUAACCCUGGUGCUGAAUGGACGGGACAUUGGAGGUGCCCUGGCUGACACAGCAGCGAAUCACAAGUGGGGAAUCGUCCUGACAGUGUGUGGUGUUGUUCUGAUGGACUUCAGCGCUGAUUCAGCCGACAACCCGAGCCAUGCGUACAUGAUGGAUGUGUGCAGCCCAGAGGACCAGGAUCGGGGCCUGAACAUCCACGCGUUACUAGCAGGACUGGGAGGCGGAUUUGGUUACAUUGUCGGUGGCAUCAACUGGGACCAGACACAGUUUGGGAGGUCGAUGGGAGGCCAGCUGCGGGUCAUAUACGUGUUUACGAGCAUCACUUUGGUAAUAUCCACAGCCAUGACUCUAAUGAGUAUCCCUGAACGGCCCUUACCAAAGAGCCAGCCAAACAAAAACGCCAGCAAAAACCAUCUGAAAAGCCCCAGCCUCCCCCUUCCUCCCUCUCCUCCCGUCCCCCCUGGAGCGGCUCUGGGACUGGAUGAGGAAGACGAGGAAGGUCUUUACAGUUACAAUUUCUCAAAGCCAUGCAAUCCGGACCCCUUGGCCCAUUCUUGCAGCGCCAGUGCACGUCUUUGCGCUGGCCUCACUAGCCCCAUAUCACCCCUGAGCCCCCUCACUCCAAAAUAUGGCAGCUUUAUAAGCAGGGACAGCUCGCUCACUGGCAUUAAUGACUUUGCCUCCUCAUUAGGAACCUCCUACAUAGACAGUGUGCUCAUAGACUGCUAUACAGGUCAGCAGACUCCACAGGCCCUGGCCCCCAGCUCCAGCACUGUGCCCCUGCCACCAGGGGACUCCCCACCUCCUGAGGAGUCCACACAGGGCCCAGGCAGCAGUCCUGCAGUGCAGACCCAGGCUGAUGUGGAGCCUCGUCCGUCUGGGGAUGCUCAGAACGCAGAAGAGACUCAGCCUGAGGGAGAUGCACAAUCUCAUGGGGCAUCUCAGGUCACAGCUGGUGCUCCGCCUGGUGCAGGGUCACAUCGGGGCUCCACAGCAGGCAUCCUGAAGCGACCUCAGAGUCUUGCACUGAUGGAGGAGCCCAUGGCAACCCAGAUUGUUGGGCUGGAGAAUGGACGCAGAAGGACUGUGACUUUCAGCCAGCAGGUUGCAAACAUUUUGCUGAAUGGAGUGCGCUAUGAAAGUGAUCUAAGUGAGAAUGUGGAGACAGGAGAAUCGCAAAUGUCAAUGAAGUUGCUGUGUAUAGCCAUCUACAGGAUGCCUCCCUCUCUGCGAAGUUUAUGCACUAAUCAUUUUCUGGGCUGGCUGUCCUUUGAAGGGAUGCUGCUCUUUUACACUGACUUCAUGGGGGAGGUUGUGUUUGAAGGAGACCCCAAAGCACCCCACGACUCCGAGGCUUACCAGCGCUAUAAUGCUGGUGUCAGCAUGGGCUGCUGGGGCAUGUGCAUCUAUGCAUUCAGUGCUGCUUUCUACUCAGCCAUAUUAGAGAAACUGGAGGAGCGUUUCUCUCUUCGCACUCUAUAUUUUUUUGCCUACCUGGCAUUUGGUUUGGGCACCGGCCUGGCAACGCUAUCCACCAACCUCUACGUGGUACUUUCUCUCUGUGUCACCUACGGGGUGCUCUUCUCCUCUCUAUGUACGCUGCCUUACUCUCUGCUGUGUGAAUACUACCAGAGCCCUCAGUUCUGUGGCUCAUCAGAGGAAGGGACCAGACGAGGGAUGGGGGUGGACAUCUCUCUGCUCAGCUGCCAGUACUUCCUGGCUCAGAUCCUGGUCUCUGUGGCGAUGGGUCCUCUGACCUCGCUGGUGGGUGGGGCCCAGGGAGUGAUGUACUUUGCAAGCCUGAUGUCAUUCGUGGGCUGCCUGUACUCCUCUCUCUGCGUGGUGUACCAGCUGCCCCCCCCUGAGGGUGAGCCCCCCGAAAGCGAGACCCAGCCACUAUUGGUGCACAUUUAGAAAAGCCUCUUGAUUUACUUUUACCUCUCACACACACACACACACACACACACACACACACACACACACACACACACACACUCACUCACUCACUCACUCAUCGGCACACGCUCUCACACCGUCGCUUGGUGUCUGAGUGUGUUGACCUUCACAGCACUGAUAGUGACAAACACACUGCACAUCCUGCCGCACACUGUACAGCACAGUUUCAGAUAUUGUUUUACACUAAUCGGCACUGCUCGUCUCAGAGCUAGACAGACAGACAGACAGACAUUUGGCCACAGCUCUAAUACGUGUAUACAUGACCAGUGUGUUCAUACAGUGUGUGUGCCCAUGCAUUUUUUCCUAACUUUUGCAAACGAAUGUGUGACCUUUUUCGAACGCAUGUGUGUGUGUGUGAUUGCGAGAGACUGCGAGUGACUUCUCCGAGUAUAGACAAGCUCUUGUGUCUGAUUCUUUGCUGUUAAAACGCUUGCAUCAUAUUUUUCUUGCUUGUUUGUUGGUGUUUAGGAUAGAAAUGUUGAUCACUACGUGCUGGCUAACCACAGCUUUCCCCCCUUUUUUUCCUUUUAUCAGUUGUCUAACGUCUGCAUGAGCUGCAAUAUAAUCUCUCAAAGCCUUGUGUUAAUGUUUUGUUUUUUGGUCAUACGGCUGAGGGAAUGUCUACCUGCCUGUUUCUCUGAGUUAGCGUACUAGCAUCACAGCCUAGGCAGGAGUUUCUGACUAAACAAAUGUGCUGCCAGUGACCGUUCACACUCACUGUUAAUUCCUUCUUCAUUAAUUCAAGAGCUCUUUUAGCAUAAUUUAGCAAACACAUACUUAAUAUUCACAUGAAUCUGCACAACGCUUAAUCAUGGUCUUGAAGGGCUUCACAUUGUUCACAUUUUAACGGAAAAAUACAAACAACUCUUUCCACGCAGUCCAGUCUGCUAUCCCCAUAUUUCACAGUUUGGUGCUGGGCGACUCUUAAUCAGGUCCCAAAUGUGAGUACAAUGUCAACUAAGUACUUAAUCAUCAUAGAGCCAUGACUAACAGGAUGACAUAUAUGUAUAUAUACGCACACAUUUACACAAACUUUCACAAACACAGAGAAAUGUGUGCUGGUGGCAAAUUGUGUCUGGGCCCUCACCAAGCCAUGGACAGCCCUGUGAGCUGUCACCCUGCUCCCUGGCCAUGCCAAUGUAAUAAUGACAGUGAUUCUUGUCAUUAUCAGGAAGAGGAGAAGUUGAAACUGGGGUGUGAAUCAGCAUUCAAUCGGAAACCGAACAAAACAGAAGAACAGCAAUCAGAGAGAGAGAAGACUCAUGUGAACUAUGGGUAACCCUGAAGGUGGACACCAUUAAAAAAACAAAGACUGCGGGGGUUUCACAGAGCCAGCAGCAAGUGCUUAUUGUCAUCUUUAGGGCGCAUGCUUAAAGUAGUAGGCUUCUGCUCCUCCACACUCGGCCCAUCAACUCAGUGUAGUGAUGACCUUAAGUUUAUUAGCCAAGUUUAUUAGCUGGAGGUUUUGAACUUUAUCCCCUUUUCAUCCGAAAGACGCCAUCCUCCAUCAGCAAAAUGGUACAUAUAAUUUAUUUUUUACAUCUGCUGUGCCAAGGCAAGUAGGACGCUCUAUCUGUUCAGCCUCGACACAGGCACCAAGCCUGAUUCCAGGGCUUUAACAAGAGGUAACUUUUGGUAACUAAAGCCUUUCAUUGUGAUGGUUUCAUUGACUGGGCACCCAAACGUUCUGGUGCUUCAGCAGAAUGUCAAUAAUUGCCUAUUACAGACUGACUGGAUGCACGCCAUGCUAAUGUUUCUGAGGAAACAGUUACUGUAUGGAUCAUGCUGUUGCAGCUUGCUUGAGAAAGAAAUAAAACACAGUUUUUGUUAUAUGGUACCACCUAUUGCUCAAUAUUAGCAGUGUUACUGUAAAAGCUACUUUUAUUCAGGGUUCAGUUAAAACUAAAAUGAUCAUUUUGCCA